GGGCAGGGGCCGAGCCUCCCCAGCUUGAGCCGAUCCUCAGCCCGCGCGGCCGCCGGUACAGGUCCUGCUUUCCCGCUGCGCCGCGCUCCUCCCCAGGCCCGCUGCGCUCCGCGGCCAUGCAGCGCCGGGGCGCCCUGUUCAGCGUGCCGGGCGGCGGCGGGAAGAUGGCUGCAGAGGACCUGGGCGAGCUGCUGGUGCCUCACAUGCCCACGAUCCGCGUGCCCAGGUCUGGGGACCGAGUCUACAAGAACGAGUGCGCCUUCUCCUACGACUCCCCGAACUCUGAAGGUGGACUCUAUGUAUGCAUGAACACAUUUUUGGCCUUUGGAAGGGAACACGUUGAAAGACAUUUUCGAAAAACUGGACAGAGCGUGUACAUGCACCUGAAGAGGCACAUGCGAGAGAAGGUAAGAGGAGCCUCUGGUGGAGCUUUACCCAAAAGGAGGAAUUCCAAAAUAUUUUUAGAUCUAGAUCUGGAUGACGAUUUAAAUAGUGACGAUUACGAAUAUGAAGACGAAGCCAAACUUGUUAUAUUCCCAGACCACUAUGAAAUAGCCCUUCCUAACAUUGAGGAGUUACCAGCCCUGGUAACAAUUGCUUGUGAUGCAGUGCUCAGUUCAAAGUCCCCGUACAGGAAGCAGGAUCCAGAUGCGUGGGAAAAUGAGCUGCCAGUGUCGAAGUAUGCCAACAACCUCGUCCAACUGGAGAACGGGGUCAGGAUUCCUCCCAGUGGCUGGAAGUGUGCCCAAUGUGACCUGCGGGAGAAUCUCUGGUUGAAUCUGACUGACGGCUCUAUUCUGUGUGGGAAGUGGUUUUUUGACAGCUCAGGGGGCAAUGGCCAUGCACUGGAGCAUUACAGAGACAUGGGCUAUCCUCUGGCCGUGAAGCUGGGCACCAUCACACCUGAUGGGGCAGAUGUUUAUUCUUUUCAAGAAGAGGGACCUGUUUCCGAUCCUCAUUUGGCCAAACACUUAGCACAUUUUGGGAUUGACAUGCUUCACACGCAAGGGACAGAGAAUGGGCUCCGGGACAAUGACAUCAAGCCGAGAGUCAGCGAGUGGGAAGUGAUCCAGGAGUCAGGGACUAAGCUGAAGCCGAUGUACGGCCCAGGGUACACGGGCCUGAGGAACCUGGGCAACAGUUGCUACCUCAGUUCUGUCAUGCAGGCCAUCUUCAGCAUCCCAGAGUUCCAGAGAGCGUAUGUAGGGAAUCUCCCAAGGAUAUUUGACUACUCGCCGUUAGAUCCAACGCAGGACUUCAACACACAGAUGACUAAGUUGGGACAUGGCCUCCUCUCUGGCCAGUACUCGAAGCCUCCGGUGAAAUCCGAGCUCAUUGAACAGGUGAUGAAGGAGGAACACAAGCCUCAGCAGAAUGGGAUCUCUCCACGUAUGUUCAAGGCCUUUGUCAGCAAGAGCCACCCAGAAUUCUCCUCCAACAGGCAGCAGGAUGCCCAGGAGUUUUUCUUGCACUUGGUCAAUCUGGUAGAGAGGAAUCGCAUUGGCUCAGAAAACCCAAGUGAUGUUUUCCGGUUUUUGGUGGAGGAGCGAAUUCAAUGCUGUCAGACCAGAAAGGUCCGCUACACGGAGAGGGUGGACUACCUUAUGCAGUUACCUGUGGCCAUGGAAGCAGCAACCAAUAAAGAUGAGCUGAUUGCCUAUGAACUAAUGCGGAGGGAAGCAGAAGCCAACAGAAGACCCCUUCCUGAGCUGGUGCGAGCCAAGAUCCCAUUCAGUGCCUGCCUUCAGGCCUUUGCUGAGCCCGACAAUGUGGAUGAUUUCUGGAGCAGCGCCCUGCAAGCCAAGUCUGCGGGGGUCAAAACAUCUCGCUUUGCCUCAUUCCCUGAAUACUUGGUAGUGCAGAUAAAGAAGUUCACUUUUGGUCUUGACUGGGUUCCCAGAAAAUUUGAUGUUUCUAUUGAUAUGCCAGACCUACUAGAUAUCAGCCAUCUCAGAGCCAGAGGCUUGCAGCCAGAGGAAGAGGAGCUUCCUGACAUCAGUCCCCCCAUAGUCAUUCCUGAUGACUCAAAAGACCGCUUGAUGAACCAGUUGAUAGACCCCUCAGACAUAGAUGAGUCCUCGGUGAUGCAGCUGGCUGAGAUGGGCUUCCCUUUGGAAGCCUGCAGGAAGGCUGUGUACUUCACUGGGAACACUGGGGCUGAGGUGGCCUUCAACUGGAUUAUCGUGCACAUGGAGGAGCCUGAUUUUGCUGAACCACUGUCCGUACCUGGCUAUGGAGGGGCUGGGGCCUCUGUCUUUGGUGCUACUGGACUGGACAACCAACCUCCUGAGGAAAUCGUAGCUAUUAUCACCUCCAUGGGAUUCCAGCGUAAUCAGGCAGUGCAGGCUCUACAAGCAACGAAUCAUAACCUGGAAAGAGCCCUGGACUGGAUCUUCAGCCACCCCGGAUUUGAAGAGGACAGUGACUUUGUGAACGAGAUGGAGAACAAUGCGAACGCGAAUAUCAUGUCUGAGGCCAAGCCAGAGGGGCCCAGAGUCAAGGAUGGGUCUGGAAUGUACGAGUUGUUUGCAUUCAUCAGUCACAUGGGAACAUCUACAAUGAGUGGCCAUUAUGUUUGCCACAUCAAGAAGGAGGGACGAUGGGUGAUCUACAAUGACCACAAAGUUUGUGCCUCAGAAAGGCCCCCUAAAGACCUGGGAUAUAUGUACUUUUACCGCAGGAUACCAAGCUAAACCUCACAAGAAUUGGCGAGAGAAGCCAUAUACUUUUAAAUUUGCCAAAAAAGAAAAAAAAGAAGAAGAAGAAGAAGAAAAAGGAAAAAUACAAGAAAAAAGUUGGGACAGCCAGAUGCGGAGGACUACAUGGGUAUUUAUUGCUUCUUUCAAGAGCAUGAUCACUUGACACCUUCUGGAGAAGACCUGGGAAGACAUUUCUAUUGGCGGCAAUAUUCUGUCAUAGGGAAUUUUGUGACUGUUCAGGGAGAGGGUGAUGGAAGCAAAGGCAUCGGCCACCGGCCCAUCAGAUAGGCACUGUCACCGGCCCAUCAGAUAGGCACUGUCUUUCCUUCUCUUCUACUUGGGGGGGGGGGGUGUCAUUGGUGAGGACCUCCCUACAGUGAGAAAAAUUCCCACUUUUAAAAUUUUCCAUAUAGGAAAUCAAAACCUGGACUGGC
This is a messenger RNA of Arvicanthis niloticus (Nile rat), 3133 nucleotides long. It is a transcript of the gene Usp13, whose product is annotated as ubiquitin specific peptidase 13. Lineage: Eukaryota; Metazoa; Chordata; Mammalia; Rodentia; Muridae. The record is from RefSeq and is a predicted model, not a curated record. Gene Ontology annotation, molecular function: cysteine-type deubiquitinase activity; zinc ion binding; protein binding. Gene Ontology annotation, biological process: protein deubiquitination.